AUGACGUCACUCCGCAUCCGCUUCUAUCGUGGUUUUGGCAACCGACGCAUGGACCAUAAAGCGACUUCUCACCAGAUGGCAAAGCGUCUGUGUGGAGCACGCUUCAAGGGCAAGCUGAUUGGUGUGGAAACGGUACCAAACGCCAGCGGCGACAAGAUGUGCAGUGACUCUAUGCGCAAACUAAAGCGAAUGGAGUUGGCUGCAAGGAAACGGGGCAAGCACAAACAGAGCAUUUGGCUGAAAGUCUCAUCUGAAGGCGUGCAGAUGGUGGACGAGAAAACUGGGCUGAGCCACGGAGACAAUGUUGAUGUCAAGGCUCUGAGGGCCAGGUUCAGCAGCAGUGCCAGCCCGCCAUACACCAGAAGCCAGGACAACAAUUCUCCAAUAUCUCCAAUGCCUGCUUUCACGACAUUCAGCCCAUCAACAGCAGAGAAGGACAUUUUUCAGCCCACAGCGAGUGAGCCAGACAUGAUGAAGCUACAAAGAGAAGAAGUACCCACCGACCCUGUUGUUUUUGCUCAGUCGCCGCCAAAUAUAAAAACCCGUACCCCCGGCCACUUUUCAGGCGUUAAUAAGGUCAAACACACGGGGGAAAUGUUAGAAAAAAUGAUGUUGGGGAGGGCUCUAGGUUCCACAGCUCCCUCUCGAGUGCCAACUUCAACCCCUCUCCCACUGCGACUGAGAAGCACAAGUGAUGUUGUUCCACUUAGAAAGCCACUUGCCCCUGAAGGUCCCUUUCCCUUGAAACCUAAACGACCUCGCAACGUUGAUCUGCAGCAAUUCAUGAACGUCACCAGGACAGAUGAAAGUGACAUGUAUGAGCACAUUGAUGAGGAUCAAGUGAGGCUGAAUGUGAAUGCUGACAAAAAGGUGCAGGAACAGAAAAGAGAAAAUGAGUUCAGGAAAAAAUUCCAGCUGCAAGCCGAGGAAGAAAUUCAUCACACAGCCAGAGCUCGGCAUGACUGGUACGGUGGAGGCAAACAGGACCUCAGGGUGCACCAAGGUGACAGUAUUGAAAUCCUCCGCGUGAAGAAUAACCCAGAGGGCAAGUGGUUGGCUCGCUCCCUGGAUGGAAAGUAUGGUUACAUCAGUAACACAUGUGUGGAUAUUGACUAUGAGGCAUAUGAGGGUCCUGUCAUGGUGUUGCACACUGUUAUGAUGGAUCCUAACGGUGUCAUGAAGAAGUUAGGAGGGAAGGAUCUCCAUGCGUCUCAGGGGGAUGUUCUGGAUGUCAUCCAGCUCACCGACAGCAAGAAAGUUCUAUGCUACAAUCGCACAUCAGGAAAAUGUAAGCGAGAUAUGUGA
Nerophis lumbriciformis (worm pipefish) is the source of this 1305-nucleotide messenger RNA. Lineage: Eukaryota; Metazoa; Chordata; Actinopteri; Syngnathiformes; Syngnathidae. The record is from RefSeq and is a predicted model, not a curated record.